AUGGCGCUAGUCCUACUGCAUCUCGUGUUUCUAACUAUAUUCCUACAUUUCAUAGUUGCACAACAGAAUACCGGUUCUGUAACUGUUGGUGCAUCACUCACCGCCACAGCCAACAUCAAACCAUGGCUUUCAUCAUCCGGUGAGUUUGCCUUUGGGUUCCAACAAGUUCAAGGAAUCAAUAAUUUCUUGUUAUCCAUAUGGUAUAACAAGAUACCUAACAGGACCAUCAUCAGGUAUCCAGAAGAAGGUUGGAUGGUGCCUACAGGAUCCAAAGUUGAGCUACUUCUUGGUAGUGGACUAGUACUCCUCAGGGCACACAUGUAUGGAGAUCUGGCUCUAUAUCCAGUGUUGCAUCAGGUUUUAUGA
Molecule: messenger RNA, 366 nt
Organism: Lactuca virosa
Lineage: Eukaryota; Viridiplantae; Streptophyta; Magnoliopsida; Asterales; Asteraceae
Source: the annotation of a GenBank genome assembly